GCAAAUGCCUUAUUUCAUGUUAGAGUUCACUUAAUGUUCUAUAAAAUACCUGGUUUGUAAAUUAAUAUGUAUACUUGAGCAAAUGCCCCCCCCCACUAAGCUACUAAUUAUUUUUAAUUGUGGUAAAAUACACAUGUAAAAUUUACAUCUUACCCAUUUGUAAGUGGACAGUUCAGUAGUGUUAAGUAUCUUCACAUUGUUGUACAACCAAUCUUUGGAACUCUUUCAUCUUGCAAAACUUAAAUUCUAUCAUUAGUUUAUUUUCUCCUGAAUCUACUAAUUUAUUGUUAAAACUAUCAAAAUGAGCUUUUCUUUAGCAAAUAUAAAAAACUCAAGUUAUAUGUCACGUUCAGGUUUGAUGUUGGAAAGCACUUUGACUCUUAAGACAUUUUUCUUUUCCUAGCCCUUCGUAAACAAACUAUUUCAUUUACUUUAAAUUUUCAUUGAUUAAAUUUUCAUUCAGCAGAUUUCUGUGCCAAGUAUAUAGUGUUAAGCACUGGGGAAACAAAUUUGAAUACAAUAUCACUGAACUUGCUCUCUGGGAUCUUAUAAUGUAGUAGGAGAAACAGACUGGUAAAUACAUAGUUAUAGCACUAGUCCUAUAAUAAAGGUAUAAAUUGAUUGCCGUAGUGGCAUAGAUGGGGGGGCUUCAGGGAGGCAUCAUGGAAUUAGCUACAUCUGAAGGAUGAGUAAAAGUUUGGCCAAGCAGAGUCAAAUAUAUGAAAAGCAUGAAGAAGCGAACUGGCAUGGUGGGUUCAGAGAUGAUAAAAAUGUUAGUAUGUAAAGCGUGUACAGCAUAUUUUGGGGAAUGAGGAAAAGGCUUCAGUGAAUUAGGGAUCUGACCCUGAAUGAUGUAAAGAGCUCAUCGAAGUUAUUUUUUUUAAGUUUGCUUAUUUAUUUAUUUAUUUACUUACUUACUUACUUAAGUGAAAAAAGCCUAGAACCCGGAAUGAGCCUAGUGUAAUUAAGGAAAGAACAAGGGAGCAGUGUGGCUAGAGAAAACAGUGAGCAAGGGGGAGAGAAGUAAGAGAUGAAGUUAGAUGGGCAACAGGGGCGAUUGUGUAGGGCCUUGUAAAGCCAUUUUAAAGAACUUGGUAAAGGAGCCACUGGAGGAUUUGAACAGAGGAGGAGCAGGGUCAUGCUGUGGUAAAGGAAUGGUAAAAAGGAAGUUGCUUAUGGUAAUUUAAGUGACAAGUGAUGAUGGUUUUAGGUCAGUGAGGAGAAAAUGGUUGGAUUUUGGAUAUGGUUUGGAGAUAGAACCAAUAGGAUUUGCUGAUGGAUAUGGCAUAGGAAAGAAAGGAAUGAGUCAGAGCUACUGUAAAAGACUAGAAAUUGGGUAAUGAGGACCUGAUCAAAAGCAUUGGCAAUAAGAAAGCAGACAAAAGGCAAAAAUUCAUGAGAUAUUUCUUAGAGUUGAUAGAACUGGAGAUAAAGAUCUGAGAGUUUUUAGCAAAGAUGUUAGUCAAAAUGAUGAGAUCACCCAGGUAUGUGUAGUAGACAGUAAGGAAGACAGAAGUUUUCUGGAAGCCAAGGGAGGAGAAAGUUUCCAAAGAAGGGAUGAUCACAGAGCAGAUAAAGGAAAGGGUUGGAAAUUGGCCACAGGAUAUCCUAAAUUAGGGCCGGUAAAAGCAUGCUUCAGGGCUUGCAAGCAGCUGGCCUUCACACCUAAAAUCUGUCCACAUUAUAGUUUGCCUGACAGGAUGUUUAAAAAUAUUUACGUUUGAAUGCCAUUGGACUUGACUUGUGUUCUUUAUCCCCCAGUCUUUUCACUGAUACUUUCUUUGCAAACUCAGCACCUGAUGUCUUGCUCAUUAGGUGACUUGCCUGAUCAUGUAGGCAUUUGAAUUUGUGACCCUUUGUUACGCGAUGAAGUCAGGUUUUCACCUGGACAGGUGGGUGAUCUGGUUUCCAAAAACAGAGAUAGGUGGCCUUGAAUUUACCAGGUCAAGCCUCUAGUCAGUCUAGGGCUGUCCCAGUAUUCUUUUGUGCAUCAGUGCCCCCAGUGGCCUUGCUUCAGUUUUUCAGAUUCGGAAAAAGAUCAGCCUCAGAGCUGAUCAGACGUGAAGAUGUUAAUUCAUGCUAAAAAGUAAUAACAGUGGCUAACAUUUACAUGCUGCUGUUUUAAGUGCUUUACAUGAAUUAUUGCAUUUAAUCUUCAUGACAGCCCUCAUUUUACAAAUGAGGAAAUAGACACUAAGAGAUUGAUGAAUUUCCCAAGGUCGCAGAGUACAUCAGUGGGAAUUCAAGUAAUCUGAUUCUAGAGCCUGCAUUUUUAUUUGAGGAUAGACAUCCCUAACACAAGAGAAUGUGUGUGUGUGUGUGUGUGUGUAUCAGAAUACCAAUUCAGUCAUGUAAAAUGAGGAUUAGAUAUUUGCAUCAGGGAGGGUAUUCUCUCCAUGUAGAAUGUUAUAUGGAAAACAAAAUUACAAAAAUUGCCUAAUGAACAGGAGCAUGGGAUUAGAAUGAGGGAGUUGAUUGUAAAUGACUGGAAUUUUAAAUGGCGUCAGGCUCUGAUAAAGUGAUAUUUCCAUCUUCAUAACGUAUCUGCCAAGCAGUUACUUGCAUCAGCCUUACAGGAUAUCCCCUCUCCUGGGCAGUGCUUACAUGGGCACUGGCCACAUUUGUCUCUCUACCUUUCCUUCUUCAUCAUUUCUAUCGCUAAUCAGCCCUACUUUCUGAUAGGUACAUUUCUUUUCAUUGCAUGUUAAUAUCUUAAAUUUAGUCAUCUUUUACUUGGUCAUGUGUAUCUGACUUCCUCAUCUGAUUCAUCUUAUUUUGAUUUUAUGGUUGAACUUUCUGAGGUGAUACUGUUCUGAGGAGAUACUAUUUCUAGUAUCUUUUUUGAGGUGUUUGGGUCCUGGAAGGUGUUGCUUGACUGCUGAUGCCAUGUACCAACCCAGAUAGCUGUCAUUGAAUGACCUUUGCAAAAGCCGUUUCAGCAGAUUAUUAUUACUCUUGGCAAAGAACAACCUUCCUCUAAUGUAAAAUAGCUUUAUAUUUAUUUUCUUUUGCCCUCUCCUUUUUUUUUUUUUUUUUUUUGAGUAGGCUCCACACCCAGUGUGGGGCCCAAUUCAGGGCUUGAACUCAUAACCCUGAGACCAAGGUCUGAGCUGAGAUGGAGUCACACACUUAACCGACUAAGCCACCCAGGCACCCCAUGCUUUGCUUUGUUUUUAAUGUGAGUUCAUGGCUUAACAUUACUACUUCAAAUGAACUCUUGUAAUACUUCAGCUUUCAUAAAUCAUACCCACAUUUUUGAGUGGCAAAUAACCAAAGCAAGUCCCAAGGAGUGUUUAAAGGGAAUCCUAAGUUAAUCAUCAUUAAAAUUAUAAAACCAUGUAAAAAUCAUUAACAAUGUAUUUAUAAAAGUGAUAGAACAAAAGAACCUAGAUUUAGAACUCGUGAUACUCAAUAUUUUACAUAUAUUGCUAUUUAUAAUUCACAUACUUUAAUUCAUUUGAUUCAUGUAGACAGAACAGUUAUCAAUAUCUUCACUUUAUAGUUUAGGAAACAGAUUUAGAGGGUAAAUAACUAUUUACCACAGUCUAUGUCUCAUAGCAUUUGAUUUCAUACUCUUCCCUUGCCACCGUUGCCUCAUGAUGGUAGUAAUUUGACACCAGAUGCUGGAUUGGGAUAUUGGAUCCAUAAAAGGGUUUGGGUUUUUUUCUUUUUUUUUUUUUUAAAGAUUUUAUUUAUUUAUUUGUCAGAGACACAGAGAGAGAGGGAACACAAGCAGGGGGAGUGGGAGAGGGAGAAGCAGGCUUCCCGCCGAGCAGGGAGGCCGAUAUGGGGCUCAGUCCCAGGGCCCUGGGAUCAUGACCUGAGCCGAAGGCUUAACAACUGAGCCACCCAGGCGCCCCAGGGUUGUUGGUUUUUUUUUUCCUUUAGAUAUUACUUGAUCCCAGGCAAUUUCAGCCUGCUUUAUUAUAAAUUCAUCUUAUAUGACAGUUUUUCUAAAUUCUAAAACAAUUAAAAAUUGAAUGUAUAAAGAAUACCAAUUUUCACAUAUUUUUAAGAGUAUGAAAUCAGUUAAAUCUAGCUACGUCUGCACAUUUUUAGCUAUGGAAAACAAGAAUUCUUCUAUUGUAUACGGGUUUUAACCUAUUAGGAGAAUUUAUUGAAGAUGCAUAGAGAUCAAAAGAGCCAACAUCUCUUUUGCUUGAAUUUUUCUCGAUGACUGGCAGUUGACAAUAAAAUAUUAGAUCACUGGUUCUUUGUGUGUGGGGUUUGAGUUCUUUACAAAGGCUACUCUUUGGCUCAUAAAGGAGCUUGUGGGUUGAUUUCUUUUCUACAUCCUUGGCAUACAUAGGAGUCUAUUUUAAAAUUAUGUUUUAUGUAAGCAAACAAAAAUGGAAGUGAAUAAUGCAUUUAUGUAAGAAAUUCAUACAUAUUUUGGCUGUAUAUACAUAUCUACCAAACAUACAUUUUUUAAAAAUUAUAGAUACCCAAGCGUGAAAACCAACAUUUGACCAAAUCUUAGACUAAAGUUAAUAUCAUCAUCAUAGAUUAAAUUUCUGGAAUGCGUGAAUAAAUCUGAAAUAUCCCUCAAGUUAUUAUAAUUUAUUAUUAGAAAUUUUAGUGGUCUAUUUUUAAAAAUAGGACAUUCCAGUGAAGUAAUAAUUUCUCAACACUGCCUAUUGCUAAAUUACUGCUAUAAUUGCUACAAUGCACAUUAUUGGUACUGAAUAGAGGGUCACUUUCAAAUGAGAUUAGUGGAACACAAGAUAGUUGGGGGAACUUUUUUUUCCUCUAACAUUUUCCUUUAUAAUUUUUUUAAAAUAUCUGGAGCAAAAUGAUUGAUUACAUUACACAUAACUUUAGAGUUUUUUCCUCAUGAAAUUUGGAGGUAACAAAGCUAACAUUCUGUUUUUAAUUCGUCUACAAAAGAUAUAAAUUCUCAAAUAGGAUUUUUUUUCUUGAAAGAUUCAUGGGAUUAAAUAAUUGAAAAUAUUCUUUAGAAGUUAUUUUGUGUAGUGUUAUGAAUGUUAGAAUGCCAAAUAAAUGAAUAAAGUUAGAAUCAUGACAUAAUUUCUAUUUUUGUGUUUUGUAUUUUUUUUUAAGAUUUUAUUUGACAGAGCAAGAGCGCACAAGCAGGGGGAGCAAUAGAAGGACAGGGAAAAGCAGGCUCCCCGCCAAGCAGGGAGCCCUAUGCGGGGCUCUAUCCCAAGACUCUGGGAUCAUGACCUGAGUCAAAGAGAAGAUGGCGAAUUAGAAGAUGGUGAAAUAGAUGAUGCAGGACUUGAAGAAACACAAGAACAGGAAGCAAAAGAGGAUGAAAAACAGAAAAAUGAAAAAGCCUAUAGAAAAUCAAGGAAAAAACACAAGAAAGAAAGAGAGAAGAAAAAAUCCAAAAGGAGAAAACGUGAAAAACAUAAGCAUAAUUCUCCAUCUAGUGAUGAUAGUUCAGACUACAGCCUUGAUUCAGAUGUCGAACAUACAGAAAGUUCCCACAAAAAAAGAGCUAGUUUCUACAGGGAUUAUGACAUUCCAUUUUCUCAGCAUGGACACUUAUCAGGAAGCUACAUGACAUCAAAGAAGAGUCAACAUAACAAAAAAUUUAAAAGUAAAGAAUAUGAUGAGUACAGUACGUACAGUGAUGACAACUUUGGUACCUACAGUCAGGAAACAGAGGAAGAUUUUGCCAAUCAGCUGAAACAAUACAGACAAGCUAAAGAAACCUCAACUACUGCUUUAGGAUCAUCAUUUUCUAAAGAACCAGGGAAAAAACAAAGAAUGAAAGCUCAGCAAGGUAUUGAACAGAGGGUUAAAACUUUUAAUGUUGGUCGUGGACGUGGUUUGCCGAAGAAAAUCAAACGCAAAGACCGUGGGGGAAGAACCAAUAAAGGGCCUAAUAUUUUUUCAGGAAUGGAUGACUAUCAAGAGUAUAGUAAACCAGGGAAAAAAUGGAAGGUUAUGACUCAGGAAUUCAUUAAUCAGCACACAGUGGAACACAAAGGAAAACAAAUCUGUAAAUACUUUCUGGAAGGGAGAUGUAUUAAGGGAGAUCAGUGUAAAUUUGAUCAUGAUGCAGAGUUGGAGAAGAGAAAGGAGAUCUGCAAAUUUUAUUUACAAGGAUAUUGUACCAAAGGAGAGAACUGCAUUUAUAUGCAUAAUGAAUUUCCGUGUAAGUUCUAUCAUAGUGGAGCAAAAUGUUACCAAGGAGACAAUUGUAAAUUUUCACAUGAUGAUCUGACUAAAGAAACAAAGAAACUUUUGGACAAAGUGUUGAACACUGAAGAAGAAGCCACAAAUGAAGAUGAACGAGAAUUAGAAGAACUUAGAAAACGGGGCAUAACUCCUCUUCCCAAACCACCUCCAGGAGUUGGGCUUCUGCCAACCCCACCAGAGCAUUUUCCCUUUUCUGAUCCUGAAGAUGAUUUUCAGACCGAUCUCUCUGAUGAUUUCAAGAAAAUCCCAUCUCUUUUUGAAAUAGUUGUAAAACCUACUGUGGAUUUAGCACAUAAGAUUGGGAAGAAGCCACCAGCAUUUUAUAACAGUACCUCACCACCAGGACCACAGUUUCAGGAAAGCAGCCCACAUCCUCAACAUAUCUAUAGUUCUGGAUCAAGUCCAGGUCCUGGACCUAAUAUGUCUCAGGGACACAGUAGUCCUGUGAUGCACCCGGGCUCCCCCGGACAUCAUCCAUGCGCAGCAGUGCCACUCAGCCCACCUUUGCCACCUGCUCCACCUGGAAUUUUAGGUCCUCACAGUCAAGCUGGGGUACUUGUUCAACCAGAUGCACCUUUGACACCACCGAGUAUGAGUGGUGCUUACCAUUGCUCAGGCUUUCCAGAACAUAUGAUGAAAGUACCUAGAGAGAAUCACUGUUCUCCAGGUUCCUCAUACCUGCAAAGUACUGGUGAAAUGCAGCUCAACACCAGUUAUGAGUCCCUACAAAACCCAGCUGAAUUUUAUGAUAAUUACUAUUCACAGCAUGCUGUACAUAAUUUUCAGCCACCCAAUAACUCUGGUGAUGGGAUGUGGCAUGUUGACUUUGCCCAGCAUCAGCCAACCAUUGUUCAAGACUCCCCUAACCGUGCAAGUGGAUCUGACGGCAGCAGCAACACAACAGGCCAUGGCCCCCUGCCUGCACCAGGCCUCCUCCCUGCAGUGCAGAGAGCUCUUUUUGUCAGACUUACUCAGAAGUACCAAGAAGAUGAUGAACCAAGCAGCACCCAACCUCAAAGGGCACCAAGCAGGGAAGAAGAUGAUACUGUUAACUGGUAUUCAAGUAGUGAAGAGGAAGAAGGAAGCAGUGUGAAGUCAAUACUGAAAACAUUACAGAAACAAACAGAAACUUUAAGGAAUCAGCAACAACCUUCCACAGAGCUCAGCACUCCUACUGACCCAAGACUCGCUAAAGAGAAAAGCAAAGGAAACCAAGUUGUUGACCCUAGACUUAGGACUAUCCCAAGGCAAGACAUGAGAAAAUCUGAAUCUACCCCACUGGAUCUUAGACUUGCAUGGGAUCCCAGGAAACUGAGAGGGAAUGGAAGCGGUCACGUAGGAUCUUCUGUUGGUGGAACAAAGUUUGAUUCACAUCAUGCAAAUGCUAGCUCUGUCAAACACAAAAGAGGAGAUGAUGAUGAUGAAGAUACAGAAAGAGAAUUGAGAGAAAAAGCUUUCUUAAUACCUUUGGAUUCUUCCCCUGGCAUAAUGCUCCAAGAUCCAAGGUCUCAGCUGAGGCAGUUCAGUCACAUUAAAAUGGAUAUUAUCCUAACCAAACCCAACUUUGCAAAACACAUCGUGUGGGCUCCAGAAGACUUACUUCCAGUCCCUUUACCUAAACCUGACCCAGUAUCUUCAAUCAAUUUACCUCUGCCCCCUCUUAUAGCUGACCAGAGGCUCAAUAGGUUAUGGAAUACAAAAAGCGAUCUUCAUCAGAACACAGUGCCCACUGAUUCGAAAUCAGCAGCCAAAGCCAAAGUGAACACCACAAACAGAGAAGGCUACCUAGAACAAUUUGGAGACUUACAUAGUUCAGGAAGUAAAUUAGGAGAUCCUAGGCUGCAAAAAAAUUUUGAUCCUAGGCUUCAUAGACUGCAGAGUACAGAGUCUCACCCAGCUGUUGUGAAGGACUCACAUACAUUAAAGGCCACCCCUCACUUAGCCAGAUCUAACCCUGCUUCGUCACAGCCCUCAGGGGCAGCGACUAGCAGUUCUGGGCCAGGGCCUUUGCCUCCAUAUGCCCCUAAACUCUCCUCUUCAGCUGGCCUUCCCCUGGGAACUCCAAGUUCAGUUCUUAGUGGCAUUAGUUUGUAUGACCCUAGGGAGCAUGCUUCAUCAUCUGCAUCAGAGCUAGCAACAGAAAAUGCAGAGAACCAGAAAAAAAGUGGUGGUUUAAAAAGUAGUGACAAAAAUGAGCCUUCUCCUGGAGAAGCAGUCCUGCCACACAAAACCAGUGCAAACGUGGAAGUCGCUGUGGAUGGGCUGGCUGAUCCCCAGGCAGAUAUUCUCAGGAGUCCUGGUAUGGUUCAGGUCCCAGCAGUGCACAGUCUUCCUAUUCAGGCAUUAACAGGCUUAAUUAGACCCCAGUACAGCGAUCCAAGGCAGUCCAGGCAGCCAGGACAGAUGAGCCCCACCCCAGAAAGUGAUCCCAGUAGAGAACCAGAUGACAAAUCUCUGAAAGAGGUUUUUAAAACUUUUGAUCCAACUGCUUCACCAUUUUGUUAGCUAUUCUUUUCACUCUGUGACUAUUACAGUCCUCUGCUGUUUUGUAACUGGUUUACCUCUAUAGUUUAUUUAUUUUUAAAUUAUAAAUACUUUUCAGCUGCUAGUAUCAGAACCACAUGAAGUUAUAUCCUCUAAAGCCUGUGGUAUUUUAUAUAAUAUUUUUAUAACUUUAAGAAACUGUAGUAAUUGACAUAGAAACCUAUAUAUCAUGUUAGCUUCAGUAAAAGUACUUUUAUCGUUAAUAAACAAUCAUGAACUUGACACUCUGCCCAAAUAUAUGCCAGUCGUCUUUCAUAAUCAAUGUUUAGAUAAUGAUUACCACUUUUAUAUGGUUGUUAGUUUCAAGCAAUAUGAUGUACAUUACUUUUGAGCAACAGUAUUUUGACUAGGAUCUUCUCUAUUUGUCAACACAGAACUGAUUAAUAUGUAAUGCUAACUGCUAACUAAAAUGUAAAAUGAAGUAAAGAAAACAUUUUUAAAAUCACAAUCAACAGAGCAGUUUGUGUUUAAGGGCAUCACUUUUAUUAGUAUUGGCAAUAUUAUUUGUGUAAAUGAAGCAUUUGAAUGUCAUAUCUUUUAAAAGUAUUUUAUUGUAUACUGUAUCAUAGAAGUUGGAGAUACAUAGAUUGUUUUUGCUAAAGUGAAAAAUUCCCCAAGUUCUCUAACAUUACUUUUUAAAUUUAAUUUUUCAUAUUAAAUAGUUAUGAGUUCUUGCUGUGCUAUGUGAUGUUUAUGUGUUUCAAUGUUUUUUGUCUUUAGCAGCAUAAUUUAUAUUACUUUUUCAAAUGAUGUAGCUGCAAUAAUUGUAUUCAUCAUGACUUUGGAAAUUUUUAACAAAAUUUUAAAAGAUCCAGUGACAGUCUGUAGUGAUUAUUGCAUUGAUAAUGUUUUAAAUGUCCAGGUUCUAUAUUUUAAAUAGCAAGAAAACACAGAGAUGGUAUAAUCAACUGUAUAUGGCUACCAAUAAAGAAUCUCUUUCAGAUCUCUCCUGACUGGCAUUCUGUAACAGAAGAGACUGCCUGGUAUUUUAAGUAUUUAAUGUCCUCAUAGUUUGGAAAUCUAAACUGAUUUAGAAAUUGAUUUUUAUGAAAAAUAAUUUGUAUUCAUUCUUGUGUCUUUUGUGCAGUAUAUAAAUAACGGCAGCCCUAUUUGUUUUAUACAUAUAUUAUUUAUAAUGGAAACUAAGUAUUACACUGAUAUUCAUAUCUUGAACUGGACAUGUGUGACCGUGUUUGCUGGUAAUAGCUCCAAUAAGUAACUUGAGAUGGAGCAUUUCACUAUAAAAGAUAAUGAAAGUGAAGGAAAUUGGUCCUUGGAUGAAAAUAGCUAUGCUUGAGAAGUGAUUUAAAAAAUACACGGCAAAAUAUUUCUGUGGGAACCUAACACUCAGCUAGUAUAUAAUUUAAUAUUAAUGCUUAUUUUUCUAUUCACUUCUUCAUUUUUUUUUUUCUGCUUUGAUUCCAUGCUUAAAUGGGGUUGCAGCUAAGUGAACAGAAACUCUGCUUACCUAAGAAGUCCACUGUGUUCUAAGUGGAAGGACAGUUGUUCAAGGGGAUGUGAAUUUUUAUUAUUUAUACUUUGGUUCCAUUGUUGCCUAAAAUGGCUCUGGAUAACAUUUUUGGGUUAAAAAAUGCACUUUAAAGCCGCCAUAGAGAGUAUUCUCUGCUUUACUGUCCACAUGAACUUUUAUUAAUUUAAGUCAAUAAAUGGUUAAAACUGACAGAAAAAAGUGUGUGUGUAUACACACAUACACUUAUAUACAUACAUAUAUAUAAUACUACUUUAUCAGGAAAAAAUCAGUAAAAUUGCUGCAUUUUAGUAAUUAAAUUGAAAUUUUUAGCAAAUCUUUAAUUCCCUCUUAUAAUUAUAUUAAGUAAUGAUGUUCAUAUUUUAAAUAUCAUACAAAAAAGAUAAUUUGGCUUGUUAAAGAUCCAAAUAGAAUCCAAAUUCUUUUUUUUUUUUUUUAAAGAUUUUAUUUAUUUAUUUGACAGAGACAGCGAGAGAGGGAACACAGCAGAAGGAGUGUGAGAGGGAGAAGCAGGCUUCCCGCGGAGCAGGGAGCCCGAUGUGGGACUUGAUCCCAGGACCUGGGAUCAUGACCUGAGCCGAAGGCAGACGCUUAACAACUGAGCCAGCCAGUCGACCCUAGAAUCCAAAUUCUUAACAGAAGAUCCUUUUUGGAAGGAAGAGAAAUGUUGAAGGUUUAAUUAAAAAGUAAGGUUUAAAAAUCAUUAAUGCAAAUUAUAAUGUCCAUUUGCUCCAUAUUCUUGAGUCCCUAUCAUAUCAGCUAGGGUCCUAGAGGCUAUUUUAUAAGUGUGGGCAUAGUCUCAAAUUUAACAAUAUAUGUUAUAUGAAAAUGUUUAAAAUAAUGAAUUUAAUUUGUGGUUUUUUUUUUUUAAUUUGUGGUCUUUUUUAAUCGAGAUAACUUUAGCUUAGGGGAUAGUCUAUUGUAUCCUGUCAAUUUAGAUUAUUUUAAUCUUCUUUUUUCCUUUUUCUCACCAAAAUUUAGUAAGUAGCCAUUUUCCCUGAUGAAUAGGUCUUCUUUAAGAUGAAUCAGUAUUUGUUAGAAUCCGUGUAAGUUGAUUUACACUAGCACACUGGAAAAUACUUUAUGUCCCUAUUCUUAUAAGCCAAACAUUUACAAAUAACAGAAAUAACUUGUGUCCUAAAAGAGUCUGGAUGAGACUCAUUGAUUGAGGUGUAACUUAACUAUUCAUACUGGUUUGUGACAGAAGGUUUAUACCUGUUUACUGUGAUGUCAAGUAGAAUGGGAUAUAUCAGGGUGUUGAAUUGGAAUACCUAGGUGAUCAUAAUUUAGUUUGGGCAACUCCUUUCCCACAUUUUAAUGUUUAGUUUUUGCUCCAAACUCCUGUCUCUGGAUCUUUCCCAAUUAGGACCUCAUUCUGAACCUGAAAGUAAACCAAAUAUUAGAGUGAUUUCAAAUUCUGCUUCAGCAAUUACAUCUGCUUCUGUAGGGACCCUCUGUGUUACCCAGCUGCAUGUGCCAAACCCCAGAAUUAGGUUGCAAGUGAAACAGCCUAAUUAUAGGAUAAUGUUUGCUUAGGUUUCUGUUGUCUUUUAAUUUGCCUUAAGGACUAGUUUUCCUUGCUUGUCCUACUUAUUUUAAGAGUGAAAGAACUGUUGAUUAGUAAAGAAAUCCUGUAUAAGUGUGCAUAUAGGCCACUUCGCUGAAUUAAUUAGAAGAGAAGAAGGAAAGGAGAACUUGGGAGGGCUGGGGGCUUAAAGAGAAUAAAUUCAUAUUCUUGUUCUGAAUUGUUUUUUUCUCAACGUCCAGUUCCUUAUCUGUGAAAUGGGUAUAAUUUUGACUGCUCACAGAUUUGAUGUAAGGAGUAAAUGAAUUAUUAAAGUAUUUUUAAAUGUGAAAUUGGUUUAUAAUUUUACGGACAUAAUCAUUACACAUUACACUUCCACUAGGGUGCAUUAAGCUGUACAAAUUCCAAAAUAACAUGAUUUGUAUGGCUCACCGAUUUUAUGUUUUUUCAGAUGAUAUAUAUUGAAGACACAAUAGAAUUGCGUGAGAAGUUGUUGUAGAGAAUAUUAACCCAUCAAGUUAGCAAUUCCCUUUAACAUUUUGUGUGUUGUUAGUAAGACGUAGGACUUUCGUAAUUUAGAGCUGUAUGGACUUGUAGCGUCUGUUUAAGAUCUGACCGCUCUGCCCAUUUUAUGUAAGUUGGAUAUUGAUGGAGGGUUAAAAAUGCUAUGACAAUCCAUAUUGCGUGGUGUAUUUGCUUCAAUUAUAGCAUGUGUGAGGUGGGCAAAGUGGCAAAUUCAUUAUAAAAGCCAUUGGCUCUUAGAAACAUUAGAGAUGUUUACUCCCACUCCUUAGUAUGUAUUUCUGCUAGCACAUGACAUGGAGGUCUUUCUGAGUGACCACUUGCUUGAUAAAGAUAUCAUUUUCCUUUGGUUAAUGGCAACUUAAAGUUUGGAGGUUCCUAGGGACCUAGAUGUGAGGUCUUGUCGAAAUCUUUCCAAUUGCCCAACACAAAGUCAAGGUAGAGAUGUUCUCCCUGAGUUUACCCUUCUGGGCUUGAGGGUUAUACCUCGGAGAGGUGGUCUGUGCUGAAGGCACAGACUUGGAGGUGUGGUCUGCAGUCAAGUGGUCCACUGAUAGGGCCCCUGAAAACUUCAGGAACUGGGCUUUUGUGAAUAUCUAAAAUAAAGAGUUGUAAUUACCUUUUCAGAAAUGGGUUGGCAGCACUUGAUCAUAUUUAUGGUCAAAAAGUGGGAUAUAUAAGUCAUUAGUAAACAAAUAAGGCUUAGUUUAGGAAAUGUAAGUUUUAACAAAAUGUAACCAAACAGGGCUUGAGUGUUUAAAGCUGUCUUCCUCACGUAUGUGUUACGAUUUAGCAUUUAUGUAAUGCCUUUCCUCCAAGGAGUUUAAUGUGAUUUACAGAAGCAGUUUCGGUAGCUACCAAUCACCAAGUUGCUAGGGUUUUGUUUUUGAGUAUGUUAUUUAUCAGUAUCUGCCAGUUGUAACAGAGCCCAAAUUAACCUGCUUUUCUUGGAAAGGAUACAGACCUAAGAAAGGACUUUAGGUCAACGUCAACAUAAUAUUUAGAAUUUCUAAUUUUUAAAUAAAUAAAAAGCACAUUUUAAAUGGUAUUUUAUGCUUUUGGAGGCAGGAUGGUAUGUGCCUCCUUGCUUUGCUGUUUCCCCACAGCAACAAGCCUGGUUCUAGGCACAGGGUGGGUGCUUUGUUAAUUGCUUGUUAACUGCUUCCCGACAUCCAUUAGAUUUUGAUGUGGUGGAGCCAUUCCAUGAUUAUAUCCAAGAGUACAAUUCAGAAAGUAUACCUCUUUUAGUAGACACAAGGCACCUACCUUCUCUCUCUCUCUCUCUCUCUUUUUUUUUUUUUUUGCCUCCCCUGCUCCUCUCCCUACCAAACAAUGUGAAGGUAGGGUUAUGGCAGCAUUUAACUUAGGAGUUAAAUGUUUCUACAAUAAUUCAUAACUCUUAAGAAUCCUCCAGGUUUACAAGAUAACUUUACUCCUUCAUGGUGGAAGUUUGAUCAAUAAUUCAUUCCUGUAGAUCUAUGAAGGAUUCUUUCUGUAGCCAGAAAGAACUGCAUAAUCAGAGCCAUAUUUUUAUUUUAAAAUACAUUUCUCUAAUUUCUCUCUUCCUGUUCUCAAAAUAUCAACCACAAUUACGAAGGUAUGCCUAACCUAGUGAAUUUCCAGUAACGUUUAAAUUUUUUUUAUCCCAGCACCUUGAAUGGUAAUUUACCCUUUAAAGUCGUGACUUGGACUCUACAUUGGGUCUUGUGUGUUCCUUAAUACCUUUCAUUAGUCUUUGGAAUAGAACAGUCACAUGUUACAGUGGGCAAAAUCAUUGUGGGCAUAGAUAAAGUCUAUUUCUUCAAGAUUGUGAAUUCUUAAGACUAUUGCAGUCUUGUUUAUCCUUGAAUCUCUUGUUUUUAAAACUUUGAAUUUGUCAGAAAAAAGUUAAUAUAUAGCUAACCAUAGCAUUUUAGAAAAAUAUUAGCUCUGUGAAUUACCAGGCCCCAUACUUCCUGGCUCAUUAUUGAUUUUAAUGCCUUGGUGAGGGUAUUAAAGUUAAGAGGAGCAGUAGAAUUUGCAUUAGCCAAUAUUAUUUUGUCAGAGGUGUGAUAUAUAGUUUAUUUUAAGAGAAUUAAAUAUAUAGAGACCCAAAUAAAAAAAAAAAAAUCUAGCCAUGUUGUUUCCAAACCUCCAUUAUGAGCAAUAUUUUAGUGUUAGUUGUCAGUGAUAGACUAUACAUUUUAUAUGCUUUUUUAAAUAGAGAAAGUGAAAAAUUAUAAACUAAUCAUUAUUACAAGAGGUUUUUGUCCACCUCUGUUUUACAGACGUUUGCCCUCCAGUUGUUUGAGAGGAAGUCAAAUAAGAGAGGAGAAUAUCUUUUUCAAGAGGUAGAAUGAGAUUUCCUUAUAAAAGUGACAAUCAAGAAGUAGUCAUUUGUAUACUUACUUGCCAAAGUGUUAAAAAGAAUUUUCCUGCCCCUAAAUCCCCUGCUCUCCCCCCUGCCCCGCCCCAGGAUUCAGAAAGGGCUCAGUAUAGAUCCAGGUUUCCAGGGCCCAGGUCAUUUUGGUUUUAGUCCCGGGCUUCUAUGCCUGCACAUGGCAAAGGCAUUGAUAGCACUUGCGUCCUAGGAUGCAGUGUGUGUCGGGGGGGGGGGGCAGUGGGGGGGACAUUCUGUGUCCAGACUUACGAUCAUUCAUUUUCUAUCAGACCCACAAGCACUGUCUGUGGGCUAAAAUGUAGGUUAAACCUAUUCAGAAUGAGGUGGGAUUUUAAAGCAAAGCAACAAUUUUUAGUGUUUUUAUUUCAAUCCCCCAAGUUGUAUCUCAAAUGUUGGGGAAAUGCUGCCUUGACUGUUUCACUUUGCAAGGUUUUAGUAGAUACCAAUUUAGUAAAUUAACUGAACUGUUAAUCUACUGUCUGUUCAGAAGAUACCAGCAGGAUAUAUUUUGCUAAACUGAUAAGGACUGACAAAUCAUUGGGUAAAAUCAGGAAUAUUAUUUCUUCUCAUUUACUAAUAACUUUCCAACUUACGUUCUGUUGUUACAAGUUUCUGUAAUUUUUUUCUGUGACACCUUUCUAUCGUCUGACUUUAAAUAAAAACAUUUCUGAUAAUA
Molecule: messenger RNA, 15304 nt
Organism: Mirounga angustirostris (Northern elephant seal)
Lineage: Eukaryota; Metazoa; Chordata; Mammalia; Carnivora; Phocidae
Gene: ZC3H6
Product: zinc finger CCCH-type containing 6
Exons: 12
Coding region: 5149-8673 (1174 amino acids)
Biological process (GO): negative regulation of DNA-templated transcription
Cellular component (GO): nucleus
Molecular function (GO): metal ion binding; RNA binding
Source: RefSeq, a predicted model, not a curated record